ACACCAAACUAAAACUAAUUUUCCUCCGCUUCCAAGAUUUUCCCACGGUUUCGGACCAUAUACUGAAUUCCUUUCCUUCUCCGAUAAAAUUUCAGUUCGAAUCCAUCUUUGUUUUGUGUGUGUGUUUAGAACUGAUUGCAUUUGGAAUUCUUGGACAUUUUUGUACUUUGUGAUUGCUUUGAAUUACACCAUAUUUUUCUUUUGUUUUUAUGUUUUUUUAGUUUGUUUUUCUGUUUUGUUCUGAUCUCCUCGAAAUUUUCUUCCCGGGGUUUUUCAAUCGAUUUCUGGUCGAUGAAUCCGAUGCGAGAACGGUAGUGUGUUUAUUGGUCGAUUAUUCAUUGUUGCGACACUUCGGGAUAGGUCGGGGACUUUAGGUUGGUAUGAUUUUUAAGAGUCCGUUAGGGUUUUGUAUUGUUGUGUAGAGAGAAUUGGUUUGACGAAGUUAAAAACCUUAAUCGUUGUUUUUAAGCCAUUGCUGCGUUCCGGGGUGCAAAUUUGACAAUGAAUCAAGGCGGCAAUACUGAAACCGUAGCUCCAGCGCUACCCAGGUCGCUCGAGAACCAACACUUUGGUGACAUUAAUCAAUCAGCAUCGACAUCAACAUAUCUUCCUUUGACAUCAGCUCCAGAAGCCAUAUCAUGGGCUACACACAAGGUGGAUGGCAGUUCCAAUGAGAAUGGGCCGCUCCCAAAUUCCACUUUUCAAUAUAAUCAACCAGCGCUCCCACCUGCAAGAAAUGUGCAAGAUGGUCUAAAUGUGUCUUCUGUUGCUUGUAGUUCAUCAAGUUUUGUGACAUCAAAUUCAACGCAAGAUUACAAUGCCUAGGCACCAUAUUCCAAUUCUGCCGAUCCUUAUGGUUGUGCAAAUGCUGGUUAUCAAGGUUACUACAACAACUAUCAACAGCACCAAACCUUGAUGUGAUGACUUGAUUUUCGUGUU
Molecule: messenger RNA, 939 nt
Organism: Cucurbita maxima (winter squash)
Lineage: Eukaryota; Viridiplantae; Streptophyta; Magnoliopsida; Cucurbitales; Cucurbitaceae
Product: SAC3 family protein A-like
Exons: 2
Coding region: 502-825 (107 amino acids)
Source: RefSeq, a predicted model, not a curated record